Messenger RNA from Botrytis deweyae, 1257 nucleotides. RefSeq lists its product as uncharacterized. The record is from RefSeq and is a predicted model, not a curated record. NCBI's taxonomy places the organism in Eukaryota, Fungi, Ascomycota, Leotiomycetes, Helotiales, Sclerotiniaceae. The transcript has a single exon. The coding region runs from base 1 to 1257 and encodes 418 amino acids.
AUGGACACCAACGUUUGGUCGAUUCCAUGGCCACGCGAACUUCCAGUCGUGGUUCGGUGCUUGCAAAAGCUACCACGAGAAAUAGUCCAUCAAGUUUUGAGCGAUUUACCAGUCAUUAAGAUACUAUCGAUUCUCUCUUGGAGAUUACCAUACCUCGAUGAAUGCGUUCUUUCUCAUAGAGCCUAUGGACGACUAUUCAGCUCAAAAGGCGAAAUCUCGAACGCUUUGAACUAUUACAGACUCUACCGCGAGAUAUGCUGGUUUCGUCGCUGGCCUGCUGCAGACACAGACUCUGUGUUUGCAAGGUCACCUCAGAUGCUCUUGAGUUGGGGGAUAAGCGUGAAUCGCAUGAUCUUUCAAAUGAGACGCCUUAUUAGAGUUGGCUUGAACAUAAACGAUCAUGAUUUCGAUCUUCUCGUCAAGUAUGGAAGGCCUUGUCCACGCAAUGCAGACAUCAGAUUUGAUGUGAAUGGAUCUUUCCCCGAUUUGAAAUAUUGCUGGGAAUAUUGGAAUUGGAUUAAGAAUGCGAAAAUGAAGCUCAACAAACGGAAAUCCGACCAAAUAGAAUUCUCAGCAUAUUUGAUUGAGAAAUACCCACGAGUUCUUAAGAGACCGCUUGAUCCAUCGCAGGGAGCUCCUCGACCCAACACUACUCAUACUGUGGUUAUGCUUGAGAGAAGAGCGAUAAAAACUCUUAAGAACAGAAGUUUAUCCCAUCAUUGGCAUAGUAAUAAAGGCUUGUAUAAGUCGGGCAGAUAUGUGAUUGAACUAGUACCAUAUGAUCGAUACCUUCGGUUACUACUUGACACGUUAGCCAAGUAUCCACUCGAUGUUGAAGUCACUGGUCUUGAGGAAACUCUAGCCAGCGUCUCCCUACAUAAUGGCAGGCAAGGAACGACCCUAGAAGAUACCAAGUUGGCUACUAUUCCUGAAAGAGAUCCUAAUUACUUCAAGUACCCAGAAGAAAUCGCUGCUAGUUUAAGGGUAGCAUUAAAGGGCUUGAUGUAUAUAUACACAGAGCCGCCAUUGACCAUACCUCGCAUUCAAUGGGAAUCACUUAGAGAUGAAAAUUCUUCAGAGAAGUGGCCAAGAUUCUUCGUUGAUAAAGGAAGACACGAACAUCCACAUUUCCAGUAUCCAUGUGCAAAUCUGAAAAUAAAACCUUACGACGACAGAGAGUAUGAAUGGCUAGCAGCUUUUGUCGAGGUAGUCACAUGGAUAGAAUUGAAUAUUGGACCGGUAAAGGAAGAUUUUUAA